This is a messenger RNA of Nerophis lumbriciformis (worm pipefish), 1358 nucleotides long. RefSeq lists its product as uncharacterized. NCBI's taxonomy places the organism in Eukaryota, Metazoa, Chordata, Actinopteri, Syngnathiformes, Syngnathidae. The record is from RefSeq and is a predicted model, not a curated record.
GAUGACGUCACCAGCCCGUAGAGGAAAAUCAGACCCCGAAUUUGGGCAAAGCAACUCCUAGCAAGCCGAACAAUGUCCCCAAGAAAAUGUUUCUUCGGCUGUGAGGGAAAGGUCAAUUUGUUUGCUUUUCCCAAAGUGGAAGGCACCAAGAAAAAGUGGUUGAAACUGCUUUUCCCCGAACAGCAAAAGAAAAAUAGCUCGGCGUUCGUCUGUUUACGGCACUUUACCCGGGACUGUUUUGUCAACAUGGGCCAGUUCGAGGCGGGAUUAGCCGGCAAACUGCUGCUGAAAGACGACGCUUUUCCAACGAUACUCGGCCGAAUGGAAGAAUCGGAAGAAAAAGCUAGUACGUCACAGAUCCUGACAUGCCCACAACACAGACACACCAGAUGCCCAAAGAAGUUUGCAUCUACUGAAUCUCGCGGAACACAGUUCAGCCCUCAUAUGGUAUCUGUUGGCACAUAUAUGUGGUUGUGUCCAUCCAAGAGAAAUAUAGCCACGCAGCUGUCCUAUAGUACGCUGCAACGCGUUAGAAGCAAAGGGACACAGGUCACCAUUUCCGAUCUGAGUGUUGGCACGUCGACCAAACAGCUGGACACGGCGCCCCGGUUUUUCCCCACGCCAGGGGUUCCACCAGUUAAGAGACCAUACAUUAAAUUAGAAGAGAGCGAGGAUGAGGAUCAAGAGGAUGAAGAAACUCUUCUUCCACACGUCUUAAAGUACGAAUCCGGUGACUCCAUUACAGAGUCGUCUGAAAUUAGUGGAGAAGAGUCGACCGUGGAACACAAUGACAGAAAGUACAUGGUGUUUGAGAGCUGUCUGAUGGAUCUCUUCCAAACGUGUCCGGUGUGCAACCGGGACUGCCAGGUGCAGUCACAGAGACUAGGGACAUAUGUGGCCUUUACUCAGCUUUGCCUCCACUGCCAGUACACCAGAAAAUGGCAGAGCCAACCAUUGAGAGGAAGCACUCCUGUGGAAAACCUCCAAUUGUCUGCAGCUGUUAAUAGUACUGAUGGAUCCUGCAAUCGGAUGGACAAGAUAGUCAAAACUGAAUUUCCAGAUGUUAUAACAUGACACCUUAAGGAUGCAUGCCCGGAAUCUUUUUGAACCCGCAAUAAACAACAAAUGGAAAAAGACUCAGCAGCCUCUGAAACAGGAAAGCAGUAUGGCAGUGGGUGGAAAUAUGGACUCAGACUCGCCAGGUGAGGAGUCUUUUAAUAUCAAAUGACUUGCAUUUGGGGGCUGUCUUCCACCGAGAAUUAUCAUUUGUUACAUUUUACACAUACCGUAGUCGACAUUCAGUCAAAUCAAUGGUGUUGUGUUGUUUUUUAAAGUGAAAUAAAGAGAUUGCAAUCAUA